AUGACUUCUCCAUUGGAAGAGGUAGGUGGAAAACUGCGGGCGAACAGGAGCACUGCGCUUUCUCAUCACUCCUCUAAACAAAGAGACAUCGUUUCCUCUCCUGGUUCUUCUCCUGAUACCUCAGGUACACAAGCAGAGUACUCCUGUAUGUCCAUACUUUGUUUUCUCCAAUUCACAGUGAGUGGGCGGCUGCCUCGGUCGACUCUGAUGCCUGACAUCACACAUCUCGAACUGCUGGUGGUUGUAGGGCCUGAUGUCCAGCAGAUCCACAAGCAGGAUACAGAACGGUACAUCCUCACCAACCUCAACAUUGCCUCAGAGCUGUUGAGAGACAUGGCCCUUGGCGCCAACAUGAGGGUGCACCUGGUCCGCAUGAUCAUCCUGUCAGAGCCAGAGCCAGAGAUCCAAAUGUCUCCCAACAUUACCUCCUCUCUCAGAAGUGUUUGUGACUGGGGCAGAAGGAUAAACCCCUCAAAUGAUACAGACCCACUUCACGCUGAUCUUCUGUUAUACAUUACAAGGUACGACCUGGUGUUGCCUGAUGGGAACAAGCAGGUCAGGGGUGUAGCACAGCUGGGGGGGGCUUGCUCCAGUGAAUGGAGCUGUGUGAUCACAGAGGACACAGGCUUUGACCUAGGGAUCACCAUCACUCAUGAGAUUGGCCACAGUUUUGGAAUAAACCAUGACGGAGUAGGAAACACCUGCAGCAGGAGUGGGUUCAUGAUGGCCUCUGACGGGGGCUACAACAGUGUGGAUCUGACCUGGUCGCCCUGCAGCAGAGAGCAGCUGCUCACAUUCUUCAGAGAAGGAAAAGCUGAAUGUGUGACGGACCUGCCUUCACUGGGAGGCUCUCUACAAGACUGGAAGCCUGGCCUGUAUUAUGGAGUUGAUGACCAGUGCCGUAUAGCUUUUGGUAGCACUGCAAGAGCCUGUUCUUUCACUAAUCCUGACCUGCCAACGUGUCGUGUCCUGUCCUGUCACCUUCACCCUGAUGACGACAGCUCCUGCAAACGUCUCCUGGUCCCUCUGCUGGACGGGACAGAGUGUGCACCUAAUCAGUGGUGUCUGAAGGGGCGUUGUGUGUCGGCUGAUGAGCUCAGCUCCUCAGUGGUGGUGCAUGGCUCCUGGUCCAACUGGUCUGAGUUCUCCCCCUGCUCCCGGACAUGUGGCGGGGGAGUCUCUCACCGCACACGGAAAUGCAAUAACCCAAGACCGGCUUUUGGAGGGGAUGAUUGUGAGGGACCGGAUAUUGAGGCUGGACUUUGUCACCAGCAGCCAUGUGAGCAAAUGCAGCUUGAUUUCAUGGCAGAGCAGUGUUCCCAAACAGACCUCCACCCCCUCUACCUGCUACCAAACACCGCCUCUUUCUACACCUGGAUCCCUGCUAUAGGAUUUGGACAAGGGGCGGAGCAGUGCAGAUAUAUGUGCCAAUCAAAAGGAGAACAUUUCCUAGUGAGCCGGGGCUCUCAGUUUGUGGAUGGGACUCGCUGUGAGUCAGACAGCCCGCCUCAAUAUGGCUCCAGAGCUACAUGUCUCAGAGGGAAAUGCCAGCUGUUUGGCUGUGAUGGUGUGCUGCAUUCUGGGAAAGUGAUGGAUGUGUGUGGGGUAUGCGGUGGAGGCGGAUCAUCCUGCACUUUGACCUCUGACUCCUACACUGGUGGUCAGGCUAGAGAGUACACCACCUUCCUCUCUCUGCCGGUGAAUGCCACACAGGUUCAUAUUGUCAACAGAUCACCUCUGUUCACUCAUAUGGCUGUAAGGGUUGGGGAUCGGUACAUUGUGUCCGGGACAAGCAGCAUGGCCCUGAGUAUGACCCACCCCUCCCCACUGGAAGACCACCAUCUAGAGUACCGCCUCCACCUGACCCCCGACCUUUUGCCCGAGAUGGAGGAGCUGCUGCUUCCAGGGCCGCUGACAGAAGAGAUAAACGUACAGGUGUAUCGCAAAUAUGGAAAAGAAUACGGAGAGAAAACAAAUCCGAACAUCAGCUACCAGUUCUAUUUACCUAACAGAAACAGUGACUUGAUAGAGAUCCACCCUAAAGGCAAAUGGGCGGUCUUCACAGCGCCGUGCUCUGUCUCCUGCGGCUCUGGUGAGAGGCUGUUUAUUAUGAGUCAUAUAGAAAAGAACAAAGACAAAACAGAAAAAAAUAUCUGCUAGUAGAUUCCAUAAUUAACUCACAG
Molecule: messenger RNA, 2183 nt
Organism: Notothenia coriiceps (black rockcod)
Lineage: Eukaryota; Metazoa; Chordata; Actinopteri; Perciformes; Nototheniidae
Product: A disintegrin and metalloproteinase with thrombospondin motifs 13-like
Exons: 17
Coding region: 1-2160 (719 amino acids)
Biological process (GO): extracellular matrix organization; proteolysis
Cellular component (GO): extracellular matrix
Molecular function (GO): metalloendopeptidase activity
Source: RefSeq, a predicted model, not a curated record